UCGACGAGAAAACACCUCUCGUUGAAAAGAGAAAACGAAACCGCAGUUGACGUAGACGCCGAGCGGAGGCGCAGCCCGUGUUCCUCUUAUCAGAGAGAGUCAGUGUGUCAGAGCUUCAGUGGGAGCUAUGGACAGUCAGUGAGCAUGUGCCCUGCAGCGAACACACCGACCGAAAGGAUUCUAUCAAGGAUGGAGUACAAGAAUGAAAAUGCUGGCAUAGAACUGCUUCUUGCUCACAUGAACAUUGAAGACUUCAUUCAAGAGGCAGAGAAAUUCUACAGUGUUGAGGAGGAGGUGGAAGCAGGAGUUUCGUUUGAGGAAAGUUUUUCACAGGAGGACAUGGAUGAGAUUGAGGAGACACCACGGGAUUUAAUCUCGCAUGUGCAAAAUCCUGGAAAGGUCCGCUACGGGUCUUCAUCCGACCUCCUGGACUUUGUAAAUAUGGUUUCAAACACCCCGUCCUCCUCUCUAGUGGAGGUGGGUGAAGAAAUAGGGGUUCUGCUAAACAAGACAGACAUGGUCAUUAAGGAGGGGCAUUAUCGCGUUGACUUGGACUUCCUUCUGUUUCCUUGGAAACUAACCUACAAGCCUCCAGGCCCUGGACACGUUCCCAAAGGCUCAUUUGGGAAGGUCCAUCUGGCUCAGGACACCAAAACUCGAAAGAGAAUGGCAUGCAAACUAAUUUCUGUGGAACAUUUCAAGCCUGUAGAUGUGGAAAUCCAAGCCCGGUUCCGUCACGAGAACAUAGCAGAGCUGUAUGGGGCACUGCUGUGGGAGCAGACGGUGCAUUUGUUCAUGGAAGCGGGUGAAGGGGGCUCAGUUCUGGAGAAGCUGGAUAGCUGUGGUCCGAUGAGAGAGUUCGAGAUCAUUUGGGUCUCUCAGCAGGUUCUGCGAGGCCUGGAGUACUUGCACUCUCACAAGAUCAUACACCACGACAUCAAACCCAGUAAUAUUGUGCUCAUGUCCGCAAAAGCCGUGCUGGUGGACUUUGGGCUUACAGUACAGAUGAAGGAUGAUGUAUACGUUCCUCGGGACUUACGUGGUACAGAAAUGUAUAUGAGUCCAGAGCUGAUUUUAUGUCGAGGACACAACACCAAGACUGACAUCUACAGUCUGGGAACCACAAUCAUACACAUGCUGAGUGGAAGCCCUCCGUGGGUUAGGAGAUAUCCCAGAAGAUCCUACCCCUCAUACCUUUACAUAAUCCACAAACAGGCCCCUCCUCUGGAGGACAUACCUGAAAGCUGUAGCCCUGCGAUGCGGAGGCUCCUGGAGCAUGCACUCGAUAGGGUCCCGGCACGGAGGAGCUCUGCCACAGAAUUACUAAACGAGGAGGCCCUCCAUCCCUCUCGGGAGGACCAGCCGCGGUGUUGGAGUCUGGAUUCUGCACUGGAGGAAGGCACACAUCCACUGCUGCGACAACAUAGCCAGCUUUCAGACAGCACCCAAGAUUCGUCCUUGUACACUGAGGAUUCUGGGCACUCGAAGAAGAAAGGAUCACUCUAUAUAGAUCUGGGCGCCUUGGCCGGCUACUACAAUCUGGUUAGAGGACCACCGUCAAGUGAAUAUGGCUAAUUAAGGUGGAUUUUUGCUGAGGACCAGUGGGGUACUUGUAUAGUUUGCGUUCAUAUACUAUAUAUGCUAUCAGAGUUGCAUACAUGGAUCCGUUCCGCGGAGCUGAAGUAAUCCAUAAAAUGAUUCAGUAUAUACUGUAUGGUGUUCUAAAUGACGACAGUCUACGCUGAUUGGAAAGUGAUUGGACACGAGCUGCCCAAUUAGAGAUGGACUUCUGGGAAGGGAAGACAGACUUGUGGUUUUCAUUGUUUGAUGAUUGUGUAAAUGCAGUUCCUUGUCUGUGUUUUGAGAGAGUAUAUCACAUGUAUAUUAAAUACAUGUAUGUCUGUAUUAUGUAUGUAUACAUAUAUAUAUAUAUAUAUAAUAUGCAGAUCAGUGUAGCUGUGCUAGGUGUAUUGAUUAUGUAUUCCAUAUUUGAUCACAUAAGGGGCAGGGCCUAAUGAAAGUAUCUGUGCUUUGAAUUUGCCAAAAUAUUAAUGGAAAUCCUUAAUAUUAUACUACAUAUAAUAGCAGUGCUAUGUAUGUUAACAACCUAUGCAUGUUAUCUCCAGUGAACUACAAAGGCAGGCCUUGUUCUGAGUGUUUUUUGGGGGGGGGGGUAUUAGUCAUUAUAUGUGUGAGUCUAUUUAAUUGUAAUAUUUGACCACAGACAUUAGGCUAUCUGUGCUCUUUUGUAACUAAUUUCUAAAUAUUUUAAGUUUAAUUUAUAUUUGCAAUCCCCAUGUGAGUGCUAUCAUUCAUUGUAAGAAUAAGAGUUGCCAAAAGAGUUGCACACUACUUUAUUUCUCACAAAAAGUGUUUUCAGACGAUAUGGAAAAUAAUCUUUCAGGGGUUUAUUCCCAUGGAAUGUGAUUUUGUUAAAUAGUUGCAAUGCAAGACAAUGAAAUGUGCAACUGAUCCUCCAUAUAAACCUAAUGACUCCAUAAACAUGUUGUGACACCAAAGAAAGUGGUCUGUACAUCUGUAUGAAUGCUCCAGUCUGCAUAUUCUCAUCCAAAAAAAAGAUAUAUAAAAUAUUGAACAUAUAUAGAAAAAGGCAUAUUUGUGUGUUAAAAUACUGAAUAAUUAUGUAAAGCAAAUAUAUUGUCAAUUUUGAUUUUAUUUGAUGGCUAUUUUAGCAGAAUUUAUAAUAUAAGGUUGUGAUUUUAGAUGACAAAGAUAAAAAAUACAUCUGGCUGUUCCAGUCAAUAAACAGUUCUUCAGAAGUUCCUUAGUCAUUCUGGAAAGACCAGAGAGCCUGUGUGAUAAUGAUCACCUAAUACGAAAACUGUUUUUACAAUACUUGGGGGAAAUUAUAAAAUAAAUAAAUGUACUAAAAAGAUGAA
Molecule: messenger RNA, 2900 nt
Organism: Puntigrus tetrazona (Sumatra barb)
Lineage: Eukaryota; Metazoa; Chordata; Actinopteri; Cypriniformes; Cyprinidae
Gene: map3k8
Product: mitogen-activated protein kinase kinase kinase 8
Exons: 8
Coding region: 145-1575 (476 amino acids)
Biological process (GO): protein phosphorylation
Molecular function (GO): protein kinase activity; ATP binding
Source: RefSeq, a predicted model, not a curated record